AAGAGACCUACCUAUACUGGACAGAAUGUUCGCUUCGACGUCACAAAGAAAUGAUGAUGGUUUGCGGGCGUCUUACAAUAUCUCGUUACUGAUAGCAAAAUCCAGAAAACCGCAUACUAUCGGAGAGAAGUUAAUUUUGCCAGCCGUUGAAGAGGUUUUAAAAACUGUUUUACACAAACCUGCAUCUGAUAUCAUUAAAAGAAUUCCCUUAAGCAACAAUACUGUUGAAAGACGUAUUGAUGAAAUGGGUUCUGAUAUUGAAAGCUUCUUAUGUAAUUAUUUGCAAACGACCCAUUUCUCUAUACAACUGGACGAGUCAACUUUACCUGAUAAUGCAGCAUUAUUAUUGGUAUAUGUUCGUUUUAUUAUGAAUCAAGAAAUCUACGAAGAACUGCUCUUCGCAAGAAGUUUGAUAACCGACACUAAAGGCGAAUCAAUAUUUCAUGUUUUGAAGGAUUACUUCAUUGAAAAAGCAAUUCCUUUAUCAAAUAUAUCAGUAGCUACAGAUGGAGCACCUGCCAUGGUUGGACAUUUUGAAUCUAGGUUUGAGGAUAUUUUGACUAUGGUGAUACCGCCGUGGAUAGUUAAUCCAUAUGGUGACAUAGGAGAAACGAAUGUCAUAAUACAAGAGUAA
This is a messenger RNA of Acanthoscelides obtectus, 634 nucleotides long. Lineage: Eukaryota; Metazoa; Arthropoda; Insecta; Coleoptera; Chrysomelidae. The record is from the annotation of a GenBank genome assembly.